This is a messenger RNA of Drosophila elegans, 3808 nucleotides long. RefSeq lists its product as uncharacterized. Lineage: Eukaryota; Metazoa; Arthropoda; Insecta; Diptera; Drosophilidae. The transcript has 2 exons. The coding region runs from base 2117 to 2677 and encodes 186 amino acids. The record is from RefSeq and is a predicted model, not a curated record.
AAGUGACUUCUGGAAGGAACUCACUGAGAUAAGCCGAAAUUACGCAACCCGCACCGCGCGGUGCGUCUAUGGCUACGGAAAGCCGAGCGGAUAGUAGAGCCAGACAUCCUCUCCAGUCCUGAAUUCAACUGUGUUAUCUGGCUUAUCCGUAGCUACAGUGCUGACGUUCAUUACAGUGCUCGCUGGACGUCGUCGGCAUUGGGCUUUAACCCGGAUAGCCCUAUCUAGUGUGAUAAUUGAUAUCCCGUCUCUCAGACUCCGUCAAUAAAACGCUGCACCAUUAUGCUGUUGUGGGUCGCAGUCGGCUAUUGAUGAAAUUAUUAAAAGUCCUAAGUAUGUUCUUAAUCAAUUUAACUAUAAACUAAAAAUAGCUGAAGUCAAAUACAGAGAUUAAAUUUGUUAUCAUUUUCAGUUUAUUGAAUUGAAAUUAAUAUUUUUUAUUCAUUAGAUUUAGGUGAAGAUGAUAUAUAAGAAUAAUAGUUAAUUGAACAAAAUAAAGGAAAUGUAACAGAAAAAAUAAUAAAUAUAUAUACUAAUACUAAUGUUACAAUUUUGAUUAAUAUUUUAAUCAUUAGACGGAUGUGCUAAUUUCUGACCGAACACGGCCCUGCCCAAGCGUUCCUACCCCAUGGGAAAGUCCCCGACGGAUUUUCGCGGCACUUGCAUGCGAUUAUGAAACAACUGAUAGCCGGUAUGAAUACUGAUCGUGAAAUACUAUCGCAUGGCGGCAGCUAGGGAACCAUACGCUCCUGGCAGAAUGGAGACGCUGUGCACUUCCACGCAGACUCGUAUAAAGCUUAAUGCAUUUUUUUCGGUCGGCCCAUGUCGGACUAUAACCGGAUUCGCGUUGGUUGGUCCCGCAUCGCGUGGAGAGCUAACGGAGAGCCAAUCGCACCUUGCGAGCGUUCGUGGUGGCGCGUGGGAGGUGCUCUGCUGUUUCCCGGGCGGUCGCCCAACCUGGUUUUUUUUUAGGUGUGGUGGCCCUCACUACUUCCAAUCUUCCCGCCUCAACUCCAAGAAGGAAACACCAGCGUUUAUUUUCUUUAUGCCUUUAUUGCUUAGGGUCAGCACGCAGUCGUAAUUAAGAGAGAGAAAAGUGAUCUUACAGCCGGGCUGCAAACUCUCGUAACUAUCGCGUACUUUACAACGUUGCCAUUUUGUCGGAAUAUCGAAAGCUCUCUUCCAUUACAAUACUUUAUAGAGUCGGAAAUCACUUCCUUGUAAAUUUCUGACUUCUAAUACUCUCUGCAAGGGUAUAAAAACCAGGUGGACUUAUGUAUAGUAAGCUUUACAAUAUAAAGACGGAGACGCGCAUCCUCAGCAGUCUCACGGAGCGCUUGGACGGAAUCGACGCGCGCAACAGCUGUCUGAGCGGGUUAAUAACUUACGCCGGGAGAUUGCGGACAUGCGCGCAACGAAGGAGAGAGUGGGUAGCGUAGAGGCAAAACAUGUCGCACAAAACGAACUCCGUAUGCAUGGCGUGCCGUACAGGGAGGGAGAAAAGCUUGAAGCACUGUAAAACCAGCUCUGAUUUUCUUUGCAUAUCACUUCUUUAAAAUUCGUUAAUUUUAAGCUUGGUGUCCCUGACCAGCUGUUCACCGAGCUUAGUGCGCUCUUCGGAUUUGCACUUUCAUCAUGUUCCGUCUCUCUUUCAUAUCAACAACAUAAUCAGCUUAAGCAGUGCGUGCCCGCUAUGUGCUUGGCUUCAAUAUCGGCGCGCUCUCAUCUUGUCUCGCCGCUCUCCUGAUGCAGCAACAGCAGCAUCGGCUUGAGAUUUCGAUUUCACCGUUGGACAUCCUACAAUAGUUUUCUUGGCGCAUUCGCUUAAUUUUCGGCUUUCUCACAAUAUUGGUAUGGAAACGGCACCCUCUCUCAGGGUUCCGCUUGAAGAUGCUCUCACCUUCUGCUUGUGAAGAGCCGUUUAGACAUCAACAGCUGAUGUCGUCAGUCUUAUCACCAAAUGGAUCGGAUACAACUGCGUGUAGGAUUCUCUUAGAAGCAGCGCUCUCUUCUUACUCAACAGCUUCAUUCAUUGUGAGAACUCUUCAUUUUCUUCAGAUACUUUGAGCAUUGAUCAACACCCUGUACGUAUCCGCAUAAUAAUAUUGAUGACCUGAUGACGACACCAACAAAGCGUUUUUUGUCUAUUUAUGCUGCCUGGCCGAACAUGGAUAUCACGCUCUUUGAUGACCAAACUUGCGUAAACAAUGCAUUGUUUAGCAUCUAUUGUCAAAAUAUUACUGUUGAAACAUGGCUCAAUUUGGCAAAGAAUUUUUCGAUCCUAAUCUACCAAGUAUUUCACAAAGACCGGGAUGCUGUUCAAACACAAUGCUCUUUUAGAGGUGGCAGCGCUCUCAUAGCUGUGCGGCGUAAUCUGCGUUGCGCUUCUAUUCGUCUCCUAAAUGAGGACUCUCUCCUUGAUCAAAUUUGCGUAACUCUCUCUGGUCCUGGAGUCGAUAUUCCUGGUGGUAUCCAAGCGCAGAAACUUCGAGCUAUACAAGGCUCAUGUGGACAAUAUAAGGAUCUAGAUGAUAAUCAGUACAUCUGCACUCUGGACGUCUUCAACCUUUCAUCGCUUUUGUGGGCUCAUGAUGCAGAUGCCUCGGCGAUGGUUCCCAGCAAUUUACAUCUGCAUCCUGAAAUUAUAUUUAUUGAUGAUCUUCUAAGCAUUGGAUGAGUCCAGGUUAAUGUAUUUAAUAGUUUAAACAAACUUUUAGACCUAAUUUUUAUUAACCCCGACUUAACGUUAAUUUAAUUGUUUUAAUAACCCAAUAUCUGAGUGAGAUGGUCAGCAUCAACCACUUUUAAUUAAGUUGACCUGUCAUAUUUUUCCAAUAUGUAACUUUAUUUCAAUUCGGAAUGAUAUUUCUAAUUUUAACUGAAAUGAGAUCCUUUCGCAUGCAAGUGUGGAUAUAUGCUAUGAACAUUUUUUGACUUCUCUCUCUACUAUUAUCAAAAAGUAUGCUUAAAAUAGAGCUUCUUGUUCUUGUAGACUUCCCUGAUACACGCCCGGACUAAAGAAAUACAAAAAUCUUAGAAACAAGUUUUAUAAACGUUAUGCUGAAAGCGGGGAUUCUGAAAAUUUUGAUCGGUACAAGCAACAUAAGCGCGAAUUCAAAUUCUUAAAUAAAUUUUUAUACAGUCAAUACAUUGCAGUUGUGGAAAGAAAACUGAUUACUAACCCUAAAUUAUUUUGGCAUUUUGUAAAUUCUAAAAGAACAAUAUCGCAUAUUCCUUCCUAUAGUUUGCCUGGAAAAAAAUCAGCCUCCUCUGACUUGGGGGUGACUAGUUUAUUCGGAAAGUGUUUUUCAUCCAACUUUGAGCCAUUAUAUUAUUGGAAUGAUGAAUUAAUACUGCAAUUAAUUGCCUCAGUGCUAAGUAUAAGGAAAUUUUUGAUUCUGACUGUCAUACUGCUGCUAUGAUCUUUAUUGACUCGGAGAAAACGGAUAGUACGAAAGUUCAUACGUCAAUAACACACGCUAAGUAAAUACAUUUCAGGUUAAAAUUCGACGAAGCUGUUAAUACCAAGAGAUAUCAAUCCAAAAUUUGUACAAAUUCUAAUGCUUCAGAUAUUACCACUUAUAACACAUACAUUUAACUCUGCAAUUACAUUUUCAACAUUCCCUGAAUAAUGGAAAAUUACGAAAGGGAAUUACCAAAAGGACUGAAAAUUUUAUAUGCCCAAGAUCUAAAUCGCUUUUUCCAAAUAGACAAUUUUUUAACUUGCGCAACCCAGUUUAAAUGUUACAUUAAGGAAAUUUUAAAAUAAAAAAAAAUAGUAUAUAAGUAGUAUAAGUAUAGUAUAUAA